UAACGUGGACUUUCUUUGGCUCACAUUAUUGUGAGGUCCAUUCCUAUCAAUAUGCUUAUUCCUAUUUGGAUAUUGUGGUGGAAAAUACAUUUAUCAAUUUUGAAAGCCAUGAAUUUGUUGCUAUAAAAAUGAGGCAUCUUAUUUUAGUUUCUACACACCAAUUUUCAGUCUUGUUGUAUUUGUUUUUUAGAGGGUAUUUUGUAAGAGAGUUGUGUUGGAAAAUACUUGUAUGAAUUCGAAGUACGUGAUCUUGUGAGAUUAUUCUGUUGGGAGUUUUGAAAUCUCUAAUUUUGUACUUUUGUUCUUUUGCACUUUCUUUUGUAUUCUUUGGUGUUAGAAAAUUUGCACCUUCUGUCUUGGUUGUGGACGUAGGUAAUGUUUUCUUAUAUUCGUGCCUCCUUUAUUUUAAAUUCGCUCCUCUUUCGUGAUUGUGGACGUAGGUCAUGUUGACUGGAAGAUCACGUUAAAUUCGUGUCUCCUUUAUUUUAAAUCUGUGCCUCGUUCUUGGUUGUGGACGUAGGUCAUGUUGUCUGAACCACGUUGAAUUCAUGCCUCCUUUAUUUUAAAUCUGCGCCUCUUUCUUAGUUUUGGACGUAGGUCAUAAGUUCGUGCCUCCUUUAUUUUCUCAGCUUAUCACAACUAUCGUCUUUGUUACUGUCUUUAAUUGAUUACUUUAUCAUCCUAACACCAUGGAUAAACUUUUUUCCACUAUACUCCUACUCAUUCUUCUCCUAAUUUCAAUCUUUAUCCAUGGAACAAACUGCCAUGAAUUCUCAAGAAAGUUAUCCAAGAAAACAAUGGGACUAAAAAGACAGAAACUUAGUCACCUCCACUUCUACUUCCAUGACCAAGUGAGUGGCAAAAACCCUACAGCCAUUAAAAUAUGCAACACAUCAGUUACAGGAUUUGGACUUUUGGCUAUGAUAGAUGACACUUUAACCAUUGGACCAGAACCAAAUUCCAAAUUAGUUGGAAGAGCACAAGGGGUUUAUGCACAAUCUUCAUUGAAUGAUGAUAGUUUGUUGAUGGUUUUUAACUUUGCUUUUGUUGAAGGUAAGUAUAAUGGAAGUAGUUUAAGUGUAUUGGGAAGAAAUUCGGUGAUGUUGCCACUUAGGGAGAUGCCAGUUAUUGGUGGAAGUGGGGUUUUUAGGUUUGCUUAUGGUUAUGCUCAGGCAAAGACUUAUAGUUAUAAUGUCAAGACUGGUGAUGCUGUUUCUGAGUAUGAUGUUUAUGUCUUUCAUUAUUGAGUUACUUUAAGUUAACACUAUGUAUGGAUGGUUGUUACGUACUGUGUUGUGUUGUAUUGUAUCGUACUGUAAUGUGUUGGUGUCUUUCAAUAUUAUUGAGUUACUUUAGUUUAAGACUCUGUAUGGAUGGUUGUUACGUAUUGUAUUGUGUUGUGUUGUGUUGUAUCGUACUGUAAUGUGUUAGUGUCUUCCAUUGUUGAGUUACUUUAAUUUAAGACUUUCUAUGGAUGGUUUUUAUGUACAGUGUUGUGUUGUAUUUUAUCGUACUGUAAUGUAUUACUGUCUUUCAA
Messenger RNA from Capsicum annuum, 1537 nucleotides. RefSeq names its product dirigent protein 21. NCBI's taxonomy places the organism in Eukaryota, Viridiplantae, Streptophyta, Magnoliopsida, Solanales, Solanaceae. Bases 690 to 1247 code for a protein of 185 amino acids. The record is from RefSeq and is a predicted model, not a curated record. The transcript has a single exon.